This is a messenger RNA of Lethenteron reissneri (Far Eastern brook lamprey), 8986 nucleotides long. Its product is annotated as arf-GAP domain and FG repeat-containing protein 1-like. Gene Ontology annotation, biological process: intermediate filament organization; acrosome assembly; spermatid nucleus differentiation. The record is from RefSeq and is a predicted model, not a curated record. Gene Ontology annotation, molecular function: GTPase activator activity. Lineage: Eukaryota; Metazoa; Chordata; Hyperoartia; Petromyzontiformes; Petromyzontidae. Gene Ontology annotation, cellular component: cytoplasm; membrane; cytoplasmic vesicle.
CCCCCGGUGGCGGCGGCGUCUGUGGCUGUGGCGGCGGCAAAGCCGAGCAGCGGAGUCACUCACGAUGGCGGCGGCAGCGGCGGCAGCGAGGAGGAGAGGGGAGGAGGACAAGCAGCUCAAGGUGCUGAGAGAGAUCUCGAGCCUGACACACAACCGGCGAUGUUUCGAGUGCGACCAACGGGGGCCCACCUACGUCAACACGACCAUCGGCAGCUUCGUGUGCACGACCUGCAGCGGCAUUUUACGGGGUCUGAACCCUCCGCACAGGAUUAAAUCCAUCUCCAUGACCACCUUCACUGACCAGGAGGUGGAAUUUUUACAAAAAAAUGGUAAUGAGGUGUGCCGGCACAUGUGGAUGGGACUGUACAAUGAGCGCUCUGCUCUUAUGCCUGACUUCAAGGACCCCCAGAAGGCCAAGGAGUUCCUACAGGACAAAUAUGAGAAGCGAAAAUGGUUCGUUCCACCGGAGCAGGCCCGAGCGACGGCGGUGGCGGCCGCCCACACAUCACUGUCGGGCUCGUCGGCGAGCAGUGGCAGCAGCACGCCGGAGGUGCGGCCCCUCCGGGCGAUCGCCGGCCGCCUCACGCCGACACCGGACGGCCUCAAGCACACCCCGACGCAGGCCGAUCCCCAGCUGUGGGCAGGCCACAGUCCCACCCUCAGCUGCAGACGAACAAAAAGGCAUCCCACGUGGACCUGCUGGGGGAGCUGGGCGGAGACCCCUUCGCCGCUCCCUCCGUCGCCUCCGCCAACUUCGCCUAACUUCAGCGCCAGCGCGGGAGACCUGGGCUUCGGCUCGGCAAAGGCCGCGUCGAGUGGAGGCACCAACUUCGCCUCGUUUGAGGCGUUUGGAGCACCGGGUGCGCCCACUGGCUUUGCCAACUUCCCCAAAGCAAACCAGCCCGUGAGGGCACAGAGCACAGGGGGCACGUCCAGCUCGGCGUUCCCAAGCUUCGCCGACUUCGACAACUUCCCCAAGUCGUCGAGCGCCGACCUGGGCGCUGUGUCCGCCGCGUCGGCUGCCCCGAAGGGCAGCGUCCCCCCGGCCGACAAGUACGCGGCCCUGGCCGACCUCGACAGCUUGUUCAGCACGGUGACCAAACCGCAAGAAGUCGGCUUGCCAACGUCCGGACCUCCCGGUGACAAGUACGCGGGUUUGGGUGUCCUGGACGGCGCGUACGGGGUCAGCGGCACCCCACCUUCGGCCUCGGCGGCCGUGCACCACUCGGCCAGCGUGCCCGCACCUCCCUUCCCAGGUGCAACCAACCCGUUUGUAGGAGUGGGAGUGUCUGGUUCUCCAAAUCCUUUCCAGACAAAUGGGUUUGCCGCGUUCAGUUCGGCAGGAGCGCAGUCCGGGUUUGGCACUGCAGCCCCGGUCUCGGCGUUCGUGCCGAGCUUCCAGCCGGCACCCAGCACCUUCACGCAGCAGCCGCCGCCCGCACUGGCGGCAGCGGCGGCAGCGGCAGCAGCUGUUUUUCAACAGCAGCAGCAUCAGCAGCAGCAGCAUCAGCAGGCUGCCCUCCAGCAUCAGCAUCAGCAGGCUGCCCUCCAGCAGCAGCAUCAGCAGGCUGCCCUCCAGCAGCAGCAUCAGCAGGCUGCCCUUCAACAGCAGCAUCAGCAGGCUGCCCUUCAACAGCAGCAUCAGCAGGCUACUCUGCAGCAGCAGGCGCUGUACAUGCAGCCGCCUGCCUACCCUGCACAGCACAACGGCACUCCCUUUGGAGCAUUCGUGCAGCCCAAGGCAGCUGCUGCGGUCCCGUUUGCGCAGCCCAUCUCUGCGAUGGUCAACAACCCCUUCAUGGGUGGAACAAACGGCGGGCAGUUUCCCGGCAGCGCCGCAUCCACCAACCCCUUCCUGUAGUCGGGGCGUCCGGCGUGUGGGCGUCAGAGAGCAGCGGCAUCGCAGUCCUCCCACACCCUGACUCCAGAGCGACAUUCGCGGCAACUCCCGGGAACAUAAGGAAGCAAAAGCACGCCCCCUCCGUGCUUCUGCCCACACUGCAGCAGACACCCGCUCCCUCCGUGCUUCUGACCACAAGGCAGCAGACAGCCGCCCCUCCGUGCUUCUGACCACACGGAGGCAAGCAGCCGCCCCUCCGUGCUUUUGACCACACGGCAGCAGACAGCCGCCCCUCCGUGCUUCUGACCACACGGCAGAGCAGACAGCCGCCCCUCCGUGCUUCUGCCCACACGGCGGCAGACACCCGCCCCUCCGUGCUUCUGACCACACGGAGGCAGACACCCGCCCCUCCGUGCUUCUGACCACAUGGCAGCAGACAGCCGCCCCUCCGUGCUUCUGACCACACGGAGGCAGACAGCCGCUCCUCCGUGCUUCUGACCACACAGAGGCAGACAGCCGCCCCUCCGUGCUUCUGACCACACGGCAGAGCAGACAGCCGCCCCUCCGUGCUUCUGCCCACACUACAGCAGACAGCCGCCCCUCCGUGCUUCUGACCACACGGCAGUGGACUGCUGCCCCUCCGUGCUUCUGACCACAUGGAGGCAGACAGCCGCCCCUCCGUGCUUCUGAGCACACGGCAGUGGACUGCUGCCCCUCUGUGUUUCUGACCACACGGCGGCGGACAGCUGUCCCUUCACGAAACCCCCCGGUCAUCUGGAUCACCAAGGCUUCUUCAUCUCGGAAGCACCCAAGUUUCAUAAAAGGUUUUGGGGGGGGGGGGGAACUGAGGCGGCAACCGUUGUUCCAGACUGCUUUUAUUUUAAGAGUGCAUUUUAAUUCAUUAUCAAUAGUGUGGGGGGGGGGGGCGUGGAGGGGGCACUUUUGUGGCAGGUGGUGUCUUGGUUUAUGUUAACCCUUUUUGAUAUUUUAUUUGCUUCGCUGGUAAUAUAGAAUUACAAAUUUCCAGCCAAUAAUUAUGUUUAACUUGUAAUUCUUUUAACAAUGUCUACCAGCCAUUAAGCAUUGGCUGGUGACACGGAUGAUGAGAAUGAUGUCUUACGACGAAUCAUGAAUGGAUCUGAAAAUCCCUUUUAAGUCUGAACUUUCAGCUGUCUUCAUUUCUUUAAUCUAAUUUUCUUGUAUGCAGCAUGUAUUUGUUUUUAUAUUCUGGCGCCUAGCGUAGCAUUACCUGUUACGCCUUUAAAAGCGUCGGAUCAAGAAUAGCUCUCGUGUUUCACCGUGUCACUCGUGUUGAAUUCAGAUUAUAUUAGUGCAGCCAGUAACUACAGACCGUUGCCCUGUUCAAUUCUAGAAAACUAUCCAUAAUAGAGUUUUUUUGGGGGGUUAGAUCACGUAGAUAUAUACAUGUGUCGUUAAACCCGUCACCACCCGACACAGCCAACUAGUAAGGGUUGUUGGAGAGCCAAGCCACAACAUUUACAUAUUCUGUUUACGUGACAACCCUACCUAUUGAGAUGUGUUGGUUGGUGGCGGGUUUAACGACACAUUUAUAUAUUUACACGAUCUACCCCCCCCAAAAAAAACCUCUUAUAGAUAUUGGUCGCGAAAGACUACGUGUUAAACUCUAGAAAACUAAAGAAGCAAUUCGUGUAAAAUUUCUGUAACAAGCUAAUCAUCAUAGGAAACAAAUGGAGAUGCAAUCCAAUAGAUGAUCAUGCUUUGCACAACAGCACUGUGUUAACGUAAUGUGUACAAAGACUCGCCCCCACCAUAGGAAUGUGGAAUUUCCACCACCGGCUAACGGCUGUAAACAGGAGAUGAGCAUCAGUGCCUCAUUGUUCAAACAGGUCGUGCCGACUUGGUGAAAAUUCCAAUUUCAAUUAAUUCCCACGCAAUAUCACAGCUUGAUAAAAAAGUGAAGCUUCACUUACUUUCGCAGAUAAAGAUGCAGCCUCGGCAGUUGAAAUGGGUUCGCCUGCAGGACAUUUUGCCUGAUUUUUUGCUCAAACUCUCAACUUCCUUCCAUUGGCCUCCCACAUCUCAGAACAAGGUGGGGGGGGGACCGUCUCUUCGUUUCUGCAGCCGGGUCCGGUGCUGAGCACCUGCCCUCUACCGGGCUGACGGGCAACUUGCUUACGAGGCGCGCUUUGCAAUGCAAUGUUUUUUUCUUAGAUUCACGUGAGCGUUCGCUUGAUGCGAUUCCCCGCGGUCGCUUCAACAACGAAUCAAAAGUUGCCUAACACAAAGCACCUUAUCUCUGCGUGGCCUCCUGGCUUCUGCCCCCCCCCCCCCGCUUCCCCACUCGUUGUGUAAUGAUGAAUGUUAGCCCAACUCUCAGACGAUGUGUACGAUAGUUCUGCUGUGGAUUGAGCAAGAUUUCUUACGAACUUGCGUUUUUACUGGAAUCAAAGUCCCCCAAGUACGCCUGCCUUUAACAAGAGUGUGCAUUGGUGUAAUUGUGGCUCGCAGCGUAGUUUUAUUUAAUCACGUAUAUUCUGUUAUUUUUACCAAUCGCAGAGAAGAGUAGUCAAUCGACGAAGUGAGCUUUUUGUCAUUCGCAAACCUACACUCGUGUUUGAGAUGACACCGAUUUUGGAUUUAGCUGUCAUCUCGGCCGCUGCCUUGUUAUUAUUUUUCUUCCCGGCAAUUAAUCUCUGUCUGGGGGUUCAAAGUUCAUCACAGUGUGCAGGUGUUGGGGCUGUGUUGGGGGGAAUUGUAGGUACAUGCCUAUUUGACUUAUAAUCAGAAUAUUUAUUGAGACUGGAGCAAUCCAAUGAGCUAUAAAUCUCUUUUUCACACAGGUGUCCAGUAGGGGCAGGUCAGAACGUUAUGACAACAAUACAAAAACACGACAGUAUAGGAAAGGUAAAAAAAAAUAUUCGAAAAAAAUACAAAUCAAACUAAACUUUUUUUAUUUUACCAGGCGAAGCCCACUGAGCUAUAUUAGCUUGUUUCUCAGAAGCGACCUGGCCAAAAAUGAUUGCUCAACGAAGUGGCUUAUCAUCACGUGGACAUUUUUAACCUCCAAAGAAAAACAACAACAACAGCGAUUAUGGGGGGCUGGGGGGGGUUGCCCCUGGUGAAACAAAAAAAAGAUUUUGAAUACCCAUAUGGGCUCUCGUUGCGAACUACGAUUCACUUGAUCGCUGGUGAAACCCACUUGGGUGUUGAAUCCGCAGUCGUGCAGUGCCAGCGGUGUGUCGUCCGCACGGUUACGGUCGGCCGUGUUUUUGUUUUGUGCACAUGUGGGCACGUCAGACUCCUUUAUAAUACUCGAGGCUCAUUUUCACACAUUCUAACGAAGUGUACACAGCAGAUUGCAGUCAUCUCGUUGUCUCGUUUUAGAGAUGUAAACUUAAAAAAACAACACUUAGUCCAAGUGUGGUUUAAAUCCGUUGAGUAGUGUAACGUAUGAAUUUGAGUUAAAUGUUAGUCAUGACCGUAAUCUUAAAAAAUGUGAAACGUUGAAUAAGUUUAAAAUAUAGGAGUCAUUUACACAACGAGUCUCUUUGUAACCUCUGGAGUGGGGGCAGCCUCUCAUUAGAGGAAGUGGAAUGUCACUCAAAACUCAAGCUGUGCCGUCCACGGCAAUUCUUUACCGAGCCCUGUCCUGUGGCUACCAUUUCGAGAGGGUUAGACUAUUUCUAAGUUAACUUGUUGGGUAAAUUCCCCGCCCCCCACCCCAGCUUAUCCCGAUUGUGCUAUCGGUGGCUAGUCACGGGACUAAAGUAUCAAUGCGGAUCUCUCGCAGAGCAUAGCAACCGUUCCACAGAAGCGGAUAUCACGCAACUACAUCUUGAGAUCCCUUUGCACAGCAGAUGGCAGCACUUUCCCACCCUCCCAGCCACACGGAGUGUCAACCCGAUACGAUACAGUUUUUAUUUUAAUUCUCGGAGCUGAAAUCUUUGCCCAAGCUAAAUGCAGAACUAAACUUACAUGUGAUGGGUUUUUUUUUUGGUGCGGUCACUGGUGACCAGGCUGAGACCAUCGAUAAUGAUGUCGUUGUUCUUGCUCGACCUCGCACAGAACCAAUGAUCACUUCGUCCCAAUUUUAAUUUAACGUACGUUUUAGCGCCACUGGAAAGCUGUAUCUAUUUGUUGAACUUCUUUCGCGCCGCACGUAGCCAACCGUGCCAAUCAGACAAAAAACUUAAACACAAUCAGCAGUUCUAAAGAAAGAAAGCUGAACGGCUUUUAAAGUAAAUCUACCUUUCGUUUUCUGUGCUCCCCGUACAUCUUUUCAAUUUUCCACCUUUUUUGCGUUUGGUGAAAACCUGUAAAGUUUGACAGAGAGUUCGUCACCCAAUAUCAAAUCAUUUGCGCACUGUGGUAUUCGCACGUUUUAGAGAUGUUUAGCCGCUUAAGUUUUGCGUUCCGGGCGCGACGUUGCUUUGUGUAAUCCCAGUUUGUUAUUUUUCAUGUAAAUUUUUGGCAAACUUUGACGCUAGCACACAAUGCUCUGAUGUCACGGGAUCUUUAACUUCCCCCACUGUGAGUCAGGUGUCACGUAUUUAUGGUUUAAACACACACUGCAGUAUUAACCAGAGCGGAGUAGCAGAUUUGAACCGUGAAACUCUUGCAACAAGUGGCGAACGUGCUGGGCUAUUGUCAACAUCAUCUUCGCUACCACGUACGUUAUACAUGUGUAGAAAUGUAUCUGCUUGUAGGAAAAAAUCACGAGCUUUAUGUUGGGGGGGAUUGUAUUUCGUUUUCAUCUCGCCUGGAUUAAUCCAAGUGCGUCGCUACACACACUUUAGGUUAGGGAAUACCGUUUGCGCUGGGAAAGCUGGCGUCUUGGACACUUGACCAGUUAAUCCUCACACUGGAUUUUAUUUAAUUAAGGAAUUCGUGGGCUUCAAGCGUCUCUGGCGUUCGCUUUAACAGGCGGUUUAUUUUGCGACCUUGUGUUGUUUUUUUUCGAGCAGUAUUUAUGAAGGUGUCGUCAAAGCCCCAGUUUGUAGAUCGCGAAGAUGGGUAAAGCCGGGACGAUUUCGGUCUAUUCACCGGCUUGUGUGUGCUCCCGUUAUUCGGAGUGCUUUUAAAAAUUCUGACCGCCGCCCCCCCGCCCCUACAUCCCACCGCUUUCCGAAGGCAGGAAACCUCCCAAGCCACACCCAGCGUGACGUGGGCUCGAUGAUGCUGAAGGCGUCACAAAGCGGCCCCCACUCCCUCCCCCGUCUGUCCGUCACCUCCCCAUCGGGUGCCAACACGCGUUGCACAAUUUGGUCGAGCAAUCUCACGGAUAGCGAUCGAUGGAGUAAUAAUCGAUUUUAAUUCUGGAUUUUAAGUUUUCGUGACUGCAAGGAUCCAUACUCUUUGGUUCAUUCGGUAAAGUCACGUAGGUGAAAAUAAAAUAAAAUGAAAAUCGAUUUUACCCAGACAAAUCCCGAUAGUCCUGCUCCUGCAUUGAGCUGACAUGUAGCAUCCUCGUUUGUACUUUGCACAUCUCUUCGGCUGUGAUCUCGCAUCUGUGUUGAGAUGCACGAGCGCUUAUUCCGCAGUUUACAGUGCCCUUGAGCCGUCCUCGCGUAAUUUUACUUUCUCGAAUUAGUAACUCGCACGGGGGAGGGAUUAGAGGUGUAACAAUGCAUACAAUUAAGAUCACUUCCAAAGCUCACGAUAUUUGCAUGGUGGAGCGGUGGUACAGUGGGUUCACACGCUGCUCUUUGAACCCGGAAACCCAAGUUCAAUUCCCAGCGAUGACUCGCAUCAGUGGCGAGGUGAUUAUACAAAUCGGCCCUGGGUCUUUUUUACAAACCUGCAAUGGUCAGCAUGGUGAAGUAUUUUCAAGCAACCCCCCACAAUUGAUACGAUGUGGGGAGGCCAUCAUCCAACGGUGGAUUUACAAGGUGCUGUAAAUUAUAAUUAUUAGCGCGUUUGAUGGAUUUCACAGGACCCCUGCAGCCACUAGUGGCCGCUGGAUCAUGACGGUGACAAUGGAUUUCUGUAAAAGUGCAACUGCUUUUUAUUUUAUUUCUGGUGUUUUUAGUACCUGUGAGCUGAAGUUGUCAAAUUGUUUAACCUAUUUAACAGUGUCGGCUGAGGAGGAGAGUGGCUGCGUUUAAUGAGAGGUUCAAUUGACCCAUUGGAUAGUUCAUUGUAAGAAGGUUAUCUUAGAAAAGUUUUAAUAAGAAAUCAAAGCAAUUGGGUCAUGUUGCAACUCCGAAUGCUCAAAUACAUGUCGCUUACAUCAACUUUGUCUCCGCAACUCUUGAUCCUUGGGUUAUUUCAAAGCCCUCUUUUCCCCAUUAACCGCGCGCACCGUUAAUAAGUGCAGUGGGGUUGACCCCACUGCUCUUUCAAACUUUCAAUGGGCGCGACUGGGACGGCUCUGAGUGGACUGAUGAAAUGACAUUCUGAAAAGUCUCUCAAACGGAAACUCUCAUCAUCAUAAGUCUCACCGCAUCAAAUACGCAAGUACAUUUGACAAACUACCUGUAUAUAAAAUGGUAAAAGUUUUACAAGAAUAAACAGUAUAGACUGUGGCUUUAAGCAGCAGAUUUUUCAUUUUAUGUAGUAUACGCUAUAUAUAUUUUUUUCCCUGAGCCCUUUUUCGCUUUGGUUAACGUGUAUUUCUUUGUGCUAAACAAACAAAAAUGCAGUGUGCCGGGUUUUGCGACAGCUUGGUUUACGUGAAGGUAGCGCCGCCGCGGCGUACGCGCGUCGACCGCCUCGUACCGGGCGCUCCGGCCGCUGCCCCGCCUGCUGCCUUAUGUCCGCUCGUCUUAGUCUAAAUCGCAAGCAGGUGCGUGUGCACAAGUUGUGGGUGCGUGCUCUCGAUUCACAGCCGCUGGUGCCUUCUUACAAUCGUCUCGUUUAAAAAAAGAAACUUGUGAAAAACCCAGAACCGCUGAUGUGCACGGGCGCCUCCCACAGCCGGCAUCUACGUGACCGCCGCCGCCACCAGCAGUAGCAGAAUGGUGCGAGGCAACGCCACACUCGGAAAACGUCGCUGUGGUUUGAUGAACCCGAUACGCGCGCAAUUAUACGGACGCCUAAUGACCAGGGGUCGGCAACCAAAAUAACAAGAAGAGAUUCUAGAUUUGAAGCUUUCGUGACUGCAAGGAUUCAUAUUCUUAGGUUUUUUCGGUAAAGUCACGUAGGUAAAAACAUUAAAAAGUAAAA